This is a messenger RNA of Oncorhynchus kisutch (coho salmon), 1892 nucleotides long. RefSeq lists its product as uncharacterized. The transcript has 8 exons. The record is from RefSeq and is a predicted model, not a curated record. Lineage: Eukaryota; Metazoa; Chordata; Actinopteri; Salmoniformes; Salmonidae. The coding region runs from base 193 to 1785 and encodes 530 amino acids.
UCACAAGUUGGAACUAAUGGUCAACAUUGGAACAAUGCAGCCCAAAAUAACAGGGCUGAAUAUUUUCAUGGAGUGAGCAAGACCUGCCAGCAGAGCUCACUGGAGCAGGGAGACAUCCCAUCAUCCUUUUGGCGCCUGACAAAGCUUGAGAUUCAGAUCCUGCUGAACGAUGUUAAGCAGUCGAUUAACCACAUGCAGGGGACGCUGAACACCAUGCAGGGGCAGUGUAUUGAGUUGCAGACUGCCAUAUCUAAGAUCAUCACACCAGCCGAAGUUGCUGUGCAGAGGGAGGAGAUCGUCCUAGCAUCAGGCCUCAUCCCGUCACAGAGGAAGGGUAUCCUCCAAACAACCAGUGUCCCUUCACAGAGGGAGGGGAUUCUCUCAGCCGCCAGCAUCAAUGCACAGAGGGAGGAGAUCCUCCGAUCAUCAGGUCUCAUCCCGUCACAGAGGAAGGGUAUCCUACAAACAGCCAGUGUCACUGCGCAGAGGGAGGAAAUCGUCCCAAUGGCCAGCGUCCCUGUGCACAGGGAGGGGAUUGUCCCAAGGGCUAGUGUCCCUGCUGAGAGGGAGGAGAUCCUCCGAGCAUCAGGCCUCAUCCCUGCACCGAGGGAGGGAAUCCUCCAAACAGCCAGUGUCCUUUCACAGAGGGAGGGGGUUCUCCAAGCAGCUAGCAUCACUGCGCAGAGGGAGGAGAUCCUCCGAGCAUCAUGCCUCAUCCCUGCACAGAGGAAGGGGAUCCUCCAAACAGCCACUGUCCCUGCACAGAGGGAGGGGAUUCUCCGAGCAGCUAGCAUCACUGCGCAGAGGGAGGAGAUCCUCAGAGCAUCAGGCCUCAUCCCUGCACAUAGGAAGGGGAUCCUCCGAGCACCAGUCCUCAUCCCUACAAAGAGGGAGGGGAUUCUUCCAGCAGCUUCUAUCACUGCGCAGAAGAAUAAGAUCCUCAGAGCAUCACAACUCACCCCUGCACAAAGGGAGUUGAUCCUCCAUAUGACCAGUGUCACUGCGCAGAGAAAGGGAAUCCUCCCAAAGGCCAGCGUCCCUGCGCACAGGGAGUGGAUCGUCCCAAAGGCUAGUGUCCCUGCAGAGAGGGAGGAGAUCCUCCUCACAGCCAGUGUCCCUGUGAAGAAUGAAAACAAUCACCCACAACCACCUCCCAUCAUCCCCAUGGUGGCACCACUGUGGAAAUGGGAUGGUGGAGCGUGUACUCCACCUGUGGAUUUCUAUUCCAAGAGAAGAGAUGUCCGACUUAGAUAUGUUGAGCAUCCUGCUAUGAUGUCCAUCACCAAGCCGGAACACUCCGAUGCCAACCCUCAGUUCCAGACUGGCACCCGGCCGGUGGCUGAGCCCGAGACCCCUGCUCUUCACAAUAACAGUGGAGGCUGGCUCAGCUGGGUCUUUGGGAGUGGAAGAGCUAAUAAGAAGGAGGUUCAUCUACCUGAGGACAAAGACAGAUCUAUUGUCUGGGAUCCAACUCUGCACAGAUGGGUUAACAAAACUGAGCCCACGGCUGAGAACAAGUGUGUACCACCACCUCCACCGAUGGGGACAUAUGGAUAUCAGGGGAACACUGGCAGUGUCCCCAAAGGAGUGAAUCCUUACUCUAUGAAAGCAGCAGGUCUAUGGGGCAGCAGAUACCCUACAAUGCAUUUCAAUGAUGGGACCAACUCAAAGCCUCCAAGCCAUGGGCCUGGACUGCUUACUAGACAGCUCUCUGGCUUGCUCCCUCCUUCACACUUUGACCUCAUGGCACCAAUGGUUGUGCCACCUGACACUCUACCCUACUGAGGUAUGACUCUGGAAAAUCCUUCCAAAUUGUAUCCAUUCAUCAUUAACUGAGAUUUUACUUGAACAUAGCAAUUGGCUGAGGUAGCAAGAAUGUUAACUAUUUGUUG